Protopterus annectens (West African lungfish) is the source of this 2937-nucleotide messenger RNA. RefSeq names its product ligand-dependent nuclear receptor corepressor-like protein. Lineage: Eukaryota; Metazoa; Chordata; Ceratodontiformes; Protopteridae. Gene Ontology annotation, molecular function: DNA binding. The transcript is spliced from 5 exons. Gene Ontology annotation, biological process: regulation of transcription by RNA polymerase II. The record is from RefSeq and is a predicted model, not a curated record. Gene Ontology annotation, cellular component: nucleus. The coding region runs from base 39 to 1610 and encodes 523 amino acids.
UUUCAGACUGUGAACCUGAAGAGCAAACUGACUGGUCUAUGGAUGGAAAGUGUUGCUCAUUUUGCAAUUUACGCAUUGACAAAAUAAGUGAUCACACCUCUACUGUUCCUUCUUCACAGUCAACACCUACAGAUUCACCAUCUCAGGGCCAGCAGUUACUCACUGAGAAGACUGAAUACCAAGCCGAAAAAUAUUUAUAUUCAUUUUUCCGAAAAAAAGAUUUUCCUCAGAACUGUGAUCCCCCUAACAUUCCACUAGUUGCUCAGGAAUUAAUGAAAAAUAUGAUACAACAGUUUGCAAUGGAGUACAUUGCUAAAAGCAGUCAGAUGGAAGAGACUAGUACAGAAUCGUCUGCAAAACCAGACAGACUUUGCAAUGGUUUUCAGGGUAAUCAUACCGAAAAGACCUCUUUGCGAGAACAAGAUGGACCUCUAGACCUCACUGUGACUAGAACCCAACAACAUCGUGCUGUGCAAGAUGGAGUACUAGAUCUCUCUAAGAAAAAUAGUGCCACUUCUAUAACACCUGCACCAUUUGAUCCAUCCUACUUGUCAACCUCAUUUGAAAUGAAAAUAUCAGGGAGACUGCAAAAAGAAAAAGAUGACUAUGUGAAAAGAAGUGCUGAGUUUGCAGAAGGCUUGCUUUCAAAAGCAUUGAAAGAUGUUCAGAUGGGAGCACUAGACAUUAGUAAAGCAGCCAUACUUUACGGCAUACCUCAGAAAACUUUACUUCUCCACUUAGAAGCCUUACCAGCAGGAAAACCUGUAUCAUGUAAAAACAAAAUUCAAGAUUUCUGUGAUAAUUACCUUCCUAAAGGCAACCUAGAAACCCAUGCAGUGCUUCAGAAGGUAGUCCUGUGGGCCAGAGCUCAAACAAAGUGCACAGACCUGAGUAGAUUUAAUUUACUUGAAACCUCAGAGUUGAAAUUCCCAACUGCUUCCAGUUACCUCCACCAAUUAACUCUACAAAGAAUGGUCUCUCAGUUUAAAGAAAGAAGUGAAAGUUUGCACAAAGAAAAUUUAGGUAGUCCUGCUGUUCAGUUAAAAAUCCCUCAGGUACGAAUUUGUUCUGUUCCCAAGCCACAGUCUGAUAACUCUGGUGUUAUGGAUAUGUUUCAGGUUUCCAAAACAUCGUCAGUAGUGGAAGGAGCUGCUGUUCAGAAACACAAAACAAUCCUCACAAAGCAGAACAAAACUGAAUGUUCUGUACCAUUAACCCAGUCUAGUGUUGAUACUUACCUGCUUCAUGGGGAUAUUUCUUCACUGUGUCUUAACACAAAAAAUGGUUCAACUGAUGGAGCAUCGGAAAAUGCGGAAGAUAGUCUAGAUAACAAAGACAAGCAGCCAAGAAAAAAGCGUGGCCGUUACCGUCAGUAUGACCAUGAAAUUAUGGAGGAAGCCAUUGCUAUGGUACUAAGUGGAAAAAUGAGCGUCUCCAAAGCACAAGGAAUUUAUGGUGUACCUCAUAGCACUUUAGAAUACAAAGUUAAAGAGAGAUCAGGAACACUGAAGUCCCCACCGAAGAAAAAACUUCGACUACCUGACACCGGGUUUUUUAAUUUGACAAAUUCAGGGACUGGUAGCUCUAUGAGCAGCAGCAAGUCUGUGUAGAUUAAUUUUUUAAACUGUCUUAAAAAUGUUUACUCAGAUGAAAUACUAAGUUAUAAAUUUCAAAACACAUACAUGCCUUUUCUAAAAUAAAUUUAUUUAUUCAGGGUUUUCACUGUGGACAGACACAUUGUGGUGCACUCAUCUACUGAUUUAUUUUGUGUAUAUACAGGUAGUUUCUACAUUGCUACAUAAGAAAAUUUCAGGGUUUUGUUUAGCACUUGGUAGCAAAACUUUAUAAUGUCAUAUAGAGCAUAAUCUUAUAAAAAUUAACUUGUUAUACCUAUGCCAGUAAGUAAAAUAUAUUGUAUAUUGACACAUUCCCCCAAAUGAUUAACUUGUUGCAUUCCAGCACAAGCAAAAAAGUCAUGGAAAUGUAAGCUGAAUCUGUUCUGAAAACUUAACCACUGUAGAAGAUGCAUGCAUGGGUGGUAUUUGUAGAUUGUUUUCAGUGACAAACCAUACAUGUUUGAUUAAAAUGCAGGCAAAAUGCAAUUGGCAAAGUACAUGUAGAAUGCAACAAGACAAGUAGAAUUUACUGUGUAAGAUUCCAAUAAUUUUAUUCCAAUAAUUUUUCUUUACACUUUCUGGUUUCACCAGUAGAUGUUUACUAGUAAAGUGUGUUUGCUUAUGAUGUUAAAAUAUGGAUGCAAACACAUUCCUAAUGUGGUUAGUAGCCCAGCAGCUCUAAGCUUCUAAUUUGCUGGCUAUGGAGGGAGACUUCUUACUUUUUACCUGUUUAAUUUUUGGAUAUUUUUCUACAAAAUAAGCUACCUUGCAAGUUUUAUUAAGAAAGAUGGAAUGCUGCAUAGAGCAUGUUCAAAAUGUGCACAGAAUAAGCUUGAGAAUGGUGAGUUUGUUUUUGUGUGCUGGUUAGUUGAUGUGUAAUGACCACUUUAAUUAUAUUUUAUAAUAACAGUUUCACACUGCUGCUGCUGAGAAACCUCUAUUUAAACUGUAACUUAUUUGCUGCUGUGACACAGACGACUUCUAAUCUAUAUUUUUAAUCAGAAUAUCACUAUUUCAUUUCACUGGUCCAUUGUUAUCAUUCUGCUAAAUAACCAAAUUUUGCAGUUUGUUCAGGGUCUUAAUGGAAUUUUAAGAGACAGACUUUCAACCAUCAAAUGAAACUUUUGUAACUCUAAUAAUGUGUAGUCUUUAUAGGUAAGAUAGCUAGAAGCUGGGCAUUUGUGUUUAAAAUACUGUCUAAUUAGUAUUUCAAGUGACUUGUUUUCUCACUGUUAAUUUCAUCUUAAUUUGGAUUUUUUGGAUUUGCAUACACCUAUCCAGUAAUCUGUCUGAGGUUCAUAAAUAUAUAUAUGAAAAGUGA